Molecule: messenger RNA, 776 nt
Organism: Gymnodraco acuticeps
Lineage: Eukaryota; Metazoa; Chordata; Actinopteri; Perciformes; Bathydraconidae
Exons: 9
Coding region: 23-658 (211 amino acids)
Molecular function (GO): DNA binding
Source: RefSeq, a predicted model, not a curated record
UUCAAUAUGGGAGAAGAAAAAAAUGCAGCAAUUCCAGACAACAAUUCAGGAGUUGAGGGAUGCAAACUUGGCCCUGAAAAAUGAAAAUGAUCAUUUGAAAGACCUCAUAAUAAAGCAUAUUCCUCAAAUGAAGGAGGACAUUGCCUCGCUUGCUGGAAGAUGUGCAGCAACCUCAAAACAAUUGCAGCCUCAACAUACUGUGGCAGCUGCAGAGCCUCAGAAGAAGCAGCCUGGUGAUGACGAUGAUGAUGGUGGUGGUGAUGGUGGAAAUAACAACAAAAUCCAUGGAGAGAGAACCGAAGCUCCAGAGAAAACCGAAGCCCCAGAGACAAUUGAAAUUGUGAAGGGGUCAGGAGUCUUUUGCAAAAGAGAUGCGUGGAAGGCAUCCAUCCAUACCACCUCUGGCACAGCAAUGGUGCGAACUCUCCUCCUCGGCACAUUUCCCCUUGAAACCCUGCUUCAGAGCAACCUCAACGGUGGCAAGCCAAAGCGAGGUGAUGGGGAGCAGCUGGAAGCCCUGGACCCAGGAAAAAAGGCGGCCAUAAUCGCUAUCAAUGGUAGGAUCAGGAUCAGCAUCAGAGGCAACAAUGAAGAAGUGGCCACACACAACGAAGGGCCAGCUGGGUACAGCCAUCAACAACAAGCUGACAGAGCUUAGGGCUCGCCAAAAGCAGACAAAAUAAUUGACAUUUAUUGACAAUAAAUGUAUGUUAAUGACUUAUACAUUUUGUGUGUUGUAUUUUUUUAUGUAGGUAGGAUAUGUAUAAACCUUGAAG